Paraglomus brasilianum is the source of this 2694-nucleotide messenger RNA. The record is from the annotation of a GenBank genome assembly. Lineage: Eukaryota; Fungi; Glomeromycota; Glomeromycetes; Paraglomerales; Paraglomeraceae.
AUGGGCGAGAACUCUCAAUAUACUCACUCCUGGUCUUACCCGUACGAUCAAAACCAACAGUACUUAGCUCCCCCAGGAACUACACCCGCAACGACGCAAACGGAUUACUCAACUUUUUAUUCCUCACAAGCACCUUCUACUGUACCAUAUUCACAGUAUCCAGCAUACUAUACUUACCCAUCACAACCUCCCGCCCCAGGUGCUUCCACAACCACAUCUCCAGUUGCCGCAUUUCCACCCGGAACAAAUCCAGUUGGGAGUCAGACAAACGCUGCUUUUCAGCCUAGCCCUCCAGGGUUUCCUUCGAAUGGUUCCUGGUAUUCUACAUCGGCCUCUCAGCCAACUCAAAGUUAUUACCCAACCAAUUAUUCUGCCCCUUAUGACCCAAACAAUUAUUAUGAUUCUUCGUCUUAUUCAGCUUAUUCCCAGCCUAAUGCCCACACAGCUACGUACGCGAGUGUUUUAGCCCAACCCACGACUCCACCGACGCCUACACCUGCCUCAAGGCCUCUCGCUAAUUCUGCGACUCUUACCGCACAAUCCAAAUCUUCCGCUUUCACAGGGAUGUCAGCGCAAAACACAAUGGGAGGGGUUUUUUCUGCCAAUGUGAUGAAAAAUGGCUCGGACAAUGUCGUCCAGGCAACUACAUCCGGGUUUGCGAAUCUCAAUGUUGGUACAACACCGGAAACGGCUAGCAGUUCAAAACCCGCGUAUGCUCCCAUAAAAAUAGGGGUUUCUAACAAAAAGACUCCUCAGAAGUUCUCUCUAUCUUUUCGCAAUCAUUCCGUUCAACAGACAGCUUUAGAUGAACAACAACAGAGAUCUCAAAAACCAACAGAGUACAGCACCGGAUCGGUGGCCGGACCCUUUGAAUAUGUUGAACGCAGUUUUGCAGUGGCGCCUAACAAUAUGCAUGCUGUUGAAGAUGAAUUGAGACAAAUUAUUGCCACAAAAGUAGCUAAUAAUGAGCUCUGGAUGACAGAUUGGGUAAAGAUGCCUCUACCUAGUUCAUGCUUUGACAAAGAAUCAAAGCGAAAGAAUCUAAGGAUGCCUGUUGCUUCUGUCGAUCGGAUAUCAAUGGGCAGUGAUAGUGUAGAUGAACAAGACAAAAGAGAAAAACGGCUCAGGAGAUUUCAAGCUGAUGUUAAUCUGCGCAAUCAAUCACCCGCAACGGAAGAAUUCAAUCCGGACCAGAAUACGAUUGUUGGGACUUGCCAAAAUCUAGAAAAAUCAUAUUUACGAUUAACUUCGGCACCGGACCCGUCAACCGUUAGGCCUUUACCCAUUCUCAUGAAGACGCUUGAUUUUUUGAAGAAAAAAUGGGUAGAAGAGCAGAAUUAUGCAUAUAUAUGCGAUCAGUUUAAAUCAUUACGGCAAGACCUGACGGUUCAGCGAAUCCAAACAGAAUUUACCGUAAAGGUGUACGAAACACAUGCUCGCAUUGCAUUGGAAAAGGGUGAUCUCGGUGAGUAUAAUCAGUGCCAGACACAAUUAAAAGAGCUUUAUAAAUUGAGCAUUCCAGGACAUGUCAUGGAGUUUACGGCGUACCGGCUGCUAUACUUCCUGCACACUAAAAAUCGAUCAGAUAUAAUAUCAUUGAUUGCUGGAUUAACACCAGCAAUGAAAGAGGAUUUGUCGAUCAAGCACGCAUUGGAAGUUAGGUCGGCGCUUGCAACGUCAAAUUAUCAUAAAUUUUUUCGCCUCUAUUUGGAAGCACCAUAUAUGGGCGGAUAUUUGAUCGAUGCAUUCGUUGAGCGAGAGAGACUCGAAGCUUUGAGGGCAUUAAGCAAAGCAGAAAAUAUUUAUUAUGGUAGUCAACACGAAUCCAACCGCCUUGAUGUAUACAAGCCAGAUGAAGCCAUGCAACACAGUACUGCUGGUGAAAGAAAACAUUUUCCGGUGGUUGUUUUCGUGCACGGUGGUGCUUGGAGCUCAGGAAACAAAUUACUCUAUAGCCUUUUGGCACUUCGACUUCGGUCUAUGGGUUACGUUGUCGUUGUACCUAAUUACACAUUAUAUCCUCAGGGCAAAGUUGAAGACAUGAUUUCAGAUUUAAAGCGGGUUCUGGUCUGGACAAAUGAAUACAUACAAAACUAUCAUGGCGAUCCUAAAGAUAUCUACAUGAUGGGACAUUCAAGUGGUGCUCAUCUGGUUGCAUUGGUUACUGUUUUGGAUGCUUUAUGCCCAUUGGUCAGUAAUAAAUGGAAGAAACCCCUUAAGCCAAAACCUAUAGAUUCUGCCUUGAAUAUGCCAAAAGUUGCUGGAUUGAUCUUGAUGUCUGGUAUAUUUGAUAUAAAGCGACAUUACUAUUGGGAGAGCAAGCGCGGUGUUGAAAAGAUUUCUGCAAUGGGUCGUGCUAUGGGUAACACACAUGAGACAUUUGAAAUCAACUCUCCAACUACACUUCUUAAGACAGCUUUGUCUGGGAAUUGUGUCAAUACUGAAAAUUUAAAAAAGGCAUUACCAAAAAAGAUUUUACUGAUUCAUGGUGACAAGGAUUAUACUGUGCCUGUUGAAUCAACCUUGCAGUUUCAACAAGUUCUCUUGAAUCUCAAAAUUGAGGACAUUAGACUAUGUCAGUACCCAGGAAUGAAUCAUGAAGAUCCGGUUACAGGAUUGAUGAUCAGUCCCAUAACUAACAAGUAUACAACUCAAUUGACACAAGACAUUGCCAGUUUUAUUUCCUCUGUGUGA